AUGAGCUGGGCCGCCCGUGCCCCAACCCGGGAGCAGGUGGACAGCCCGGGCGAGGAGGCCGAGGUCAAGGUCAAAGUCAAGGUCAAGGCGAGGCGGGCCCGGGCCCAGCCGGGGGGCGGCUCCGGGAGAGAUGCGCCCUGGGCGAGGCUAAGAAGCCUCGAGGGUCCCGGCUCCCCCUCGUCCCUCGGGACCCCGGGAUGGGGUCCCCGGCCCUGCCACCCCGCGCUCCCGCCCCCUGCGCGCUACUCUGCGCGCUGCUCUGUGCCUGCCUGCCCCGAGGUGAGCGGGACCGGCCGGUGCCCAGCCACAGCUCCGGGGGGCGGCACCGAACCGGGGUCGGUCCGGACGGCCGAGUCCGGCCGCGGACAAGGGGCAGAUCCGACGGGAGACCCUUUGGCUGGUCCUGGACACCAGGAAUCUGACACCUCGAUUUAUAGCUGGUCCUCUCACUGGGACAGACCACGUCGUAGCACCAAGUGUGAGCUACCCUAUUUGUUCUCGUGUUUCAACGGAGGCGAGUGUGUAAACCAGAGAUUCUGUGACUGCCGCCGGUUCAAUGCAACGGGGCCAAGGUGCCAGGCGGUGUAUAAUCCAGGCCUGGAGAGAGAUAGCAUCUGCCGGACAUGGGGGCAGUACCAUUUUGAAACGUUUGAUGGACUCUAUUACUACUUCCCUGGAAAAUCCACUUAUGCCCUGGUGAGGCAGCAUGAGGUGGAGGAACAGAGUUUCUCAAUUCAGGUUCACAAUGACCCAGAGUGCAGAUCCUUCCCCUACUCCUGCACACGUUCCAUUAGCCUCUAUUUCGCUGGAGAGGAAGAGGUCCGGUUAAGUGGCAACGUUACUUCCAAAGGCGUUGGCGUCCAGCUGCCACACGUCUUGGGAAAACUGCAGAUCCAGCGAGUCGCCGAGUACGUGAUAGUGAGACAUCAGUUUGCCUUCACCCUGGCCUGGGAUGGCACCUCGGCCAUCUACAUUAAGAUGAGUCCUGAAUACAUCGGCAAAACCCAUGGAUUGUGUGGAAACAACAACGCCAUUCCCCAGGAUGACCUGCUGACUAGCUUUGGAAAAUUGACUGAAGAUGUGGCAGAAUUUGUGAACAGCUGGAAGGAAGAGUCGCCCAAAGAAGUUCCCUUUCAGAAUGUCUCCUUUCUCUCCCAAUCACCAUGUCUGGGGCAGAGCCAAGAGUCAAUGCAGGCAAUAUAUGAGCUGUGUGAAACUCUGCUGAGAUCCCCAUUUGAGUUGUGUCACGACUAUGUGAGUCCUCAUCCCUUUAUGGCUGCCUGCACCAGUGACCUUUGCCUGUCGGCGGCUGACAGCUCGGCAUGGUGCCGAGCGCUGACUGAGUAUGCCCGGGCCUGUGCCCACGCAGCCCGUCCACUGCACAGCUGGCGGGCGCAGUUUCCCCUUUGCGCCAUCACCUGCCGGAACAGAGACUUCACCUACAAUGAGUGUGUCACCUGCUGCCCGGUCACCUGCAGGCAGCAGGCCUCGUGUGUGGACAGCGAGAUCGUCUGUGUGGAUGGCUGCUACUGUGCCAAUGGUCUCAUCUAUGAGAAUGAGGGUUGCGUCCAGCCCACCGAGUGCCCCUGCGACUUCCAUGGGAGUUUCUACCCGACUGGCUCAGUCGUGCAUGAUGACUGCAACAACUGCACGUGUGUCAGCGGUGCAUGGGUCUGCACUGAUGCUGUUUGUCCAGCGGAGUGCUCUGUGACGGGAGACAGUCACUUCAUGACCUUCGACGGACGCAGAUACACGUUUCCAGCGACGUGCCACUACAUCCUGGCCAAGAGCCACUCCUCGGGGGAGUUCACCAUCACCCUGCAGAACACACCGUGUGGGCUGAACCAGGACGGAGCCUGUAUCCAGUCAGUCAAUCUCAUCUUGAACCAGGACCCCCGUAGGCAGGUGACGCUGACUCACUCGGGAGACGUCCUCUUGUCUGACCAGUACAAGAUCAGCCUGCCCUACACGGAUGACUCCUUUGAGAUCCGGAAGCUGUCCUCCAUCUUCCUGCAAGUGCAGACCAGGAUCGGGGUGCAGGUGAUGUACGACUGCGAGGGCCUGCGGCUCUACCUGCGGGUGGACGCCCGCUGGAAAGAAGACACCGUCGGGCUGUGCGGAACCUUCAACGGGAACAUGCAGGAUGACUUUCUGUCUCCAGUGGGGGUACCAGAGAGUACCCCACAGCUGUUUGGAAACUCCUGGAAAACAUUAUCUGCAUGCACCUCUGAAGGUAUAAGCACUCCCAUGGACCCCUGUGAUGUGCACCUUCAGGCGGCUUCGUAUGCAGCAGAGUCAUGCAGCAUCCUCACCGGAGAGCUCUUCGCCCCGUGCUCCUCCUACCUCAGCCCCAUCUCCUACUAUGAACAGUGCCGCCGGGACACCUGCAAGUGCGGGCAGGUCUGCCUCUGCUCUGCCCUGGCCCACUAUGCCCACCAGUGCCGCCGCUACGGGGUCUCCAUCGACUUCCGUCCUCAUUUCCCAGACUGCACUGUGUCAUGCAAGGACACUCAGGAGUACAGUUCCUGCUCCUCCAGCUGCGGGCAGACCUGCCAGGCCCUCUCGGUGCCCGAGACGUGCAGCGGAGAGUGUGUGGAGGGCUGCACCUGCCCCGCCGGCACCUACCUGCACAGCGAAGCCGGGAGAUGCGUCCCCAGAAGCGAGUGCCCCUGCUAUUUCCAAGGAAUCGAAUAUCCACCUGGAGAAAAUAUCGUUACAUCCUUGGGCAACUGCCACUGCAGAGAUGGGAUGAUGAGCUGUGAUAGCAAAGCUGCCGACUCCGCCUGCCCCCCCGGCCAGGUGUUUGUGAAUUGCAGCCACCCACGAGCCACUACAGGGCUGAGCAGAGAGAGGACCUGUGAGGACCAACUGCUGAAUCUGACUGUCCCGGCGCACUUGCCCUGCCUCUCAGGCUGUGCUUGUCCACAAGGCCUGGUCAGACAUGGGGACGAGUGCUUUGUUCCAGAAGAGUGCCCCUGCUCAUGGAAAGGGAAGGAAUACUUUCCAGGGGACAAAGUCCACUCCUCCUGCCAUACCUGCACCUGCCAACAUGGGUCAUUUCAGUGCACCUUCCAUCCAUGCGCAUCCAUCUGCACGACAUAUGGGGACAGGCACUUCCGCACCUUUGACGGACUCCCAUUUGACUUUGUUGGAGCAUGUAAAGUGCACCUGGUGAAGGGGAUAUCAGACAUCAGUUUCUCAGUCAUUAUAGAGAAUGUGAACUGCUUCAAUACUGGAAUCAUUUGUAGGAAAUUUCUUUCUAUCAAUGUUGGAAAAUCUUUCAUCAUCUUUGAUGAUGACACGGGGAACCCGGGCCCGGGAAGCUUCUUAGCUGAGGAGCAGCAGGUCCAUGUCUGGCGAGCCGGGUUCUUCACGCUGGUGCAUUUCCCUCACGAGCACAUCACCCUCCUGUGGGACCAGGGGACAACAGUCCACAUCCAGGCCGGACCACGGUGGCAGGGAGAGCUGUCAGGGUUGUGUGGAAAUUUUGAUUUAAAGACAGUCAACGAGAUGAGGACCCCAGAGAACUUUGACUUGACAAAUGCACAGGAGUUUGGUAACAGCUGGGCUGCAGGCGAGUGCAUGGACAGCUCUGACACCCGGGACCCCUGUGGCCUGAACCCACUCCGGGAGCCAUUCGCCAAGAAGGAGUGUGGCCUUCUGCUCAGCGAUGUGUUUGAGACUUGCCACUCCAUGGUCGAUGUCACCUGGUUUUAUUCAAAUUGCUUGACAGACACAUGUGGUUGUAACCGAGGGGGAGACUGCGAAUGUUUCUGUACAAGCAUUUCGGCCUACGCGCACCAGUGCUGUCAGCACGGCGUCUCCGUGGAUUGGCGCUCCCCCAGAAUCUGCCCUUACGACUGCGAAUACUUUAACAGAGGCCUGGGGAAGGGUCCCUAUCAGCUGGUCAGUUACUUGGAAGGAGGCAUCUUGAUGGCAGCCAGGAGAUCAGGUGGCCCCGUGUUCCCAGCCCGGAGAGAAGACCUUGUUCCAGGGGACACAGUGAGCUUCAGACUGACCGCUGGGAUGUACAAGUCCAGGACACAUGAUCAGAGCCUGGUGUCGUUCGAAACAGCGGACCGACCCAAUUACUUUCUCCAACUGGCCCACAAUGGCUCCCUGGCCCUCUCCAGGUGGGAGGCCACCGACACAUUCCAGAACCGGUCCACAUUCACCGUCCACAAGAACACUUGGGUCAUGGGCUACAGCUCCUUCGAGUCCUCUGCCAAGCCGGGCUACUUCAUCCACAUCUCAGUCACCGCAGUCUCCUUGAAGAAAUAUCAUCACUCGGAGGAGUUCCGCCUGUCCACUCUUUUUAAGCUUGUGGAUGCCGAGUUUCCGGCUCCAGCCCCGUCUUCCUGCGAGUGGCACUAUGACUCCUGCACGAGCCCUUGUUUCAGAACCUGCAGGGACCCCGAAGGAGACGACUGCCAGGAAGUUCCUAAAGUGGAAGGCUGUGUCCCUGUGUGUCUUGACCAUAUGGUCCUGGAUGAAAUCACUCAGAGAUGCGUGUAUCUGGAAGACUGCAUUGAGGCCACAGCUGCCCUCCCCUCCCGGGUUCCCAGCAGAGAUAUGACUUCCCCUCGGGAAGAUGAAGCCAUGGACGCGAGGAUGACUCGGCCACAAGCGAGCACCACCCAGGAGACCAGCCUCGGUCCUGGGGCACCCAGGACCAAUGCCAGCCUCACACUGGCCCUCACUGCCACUAGCGCUGGGCCGCGGACCCGAACACAGCCCAGCCCCUCCACACUGCCCUUUCAGGAAAUGCAUUUGCCUGUCAUCACGGGAGUUGAGCCCCAGACCUUGGCUAUGGAGGAAAUGGGAUUAGCCAUGGGGAAGACCUCUGGGAGCACUGCCCCUACUCUCCAAGAGAAGACUACAGAGCAGGGAGUCACUGAGCCAGUGUUUUGGCCCUCUGUCUCUCAGGCCACAGCUAUGGGGAAGCCGGGGACAGACCACUCCCCUCCCCCAAGCACCACUGCCCCCAGCCCUCUAUCCCCCACAGCCCUGCAAGUGACUCCAUCUGCAGAGGGGCCCAGCCCAGGGCCAACCACUGUGAAAAUGGCCCAAGUGACACUGAUUUUAACUGCAAAAGCAACUCACUUCCCUGGCUCCUUCCCAACUCUCCCUUUUCCAGGAGUGACCUCUACUUCAGCCCAGCCCUCUCCUCCCACCAGUCCAGCCAGGCCCAGGCCCACAAAGACAAUGGCCAUGUCCUCAUCUGGUGCAGAGCAUCCCGGGGCCGCGUCUGUGGCAGCAGACACCAUUUCUCCUGUAGAAAGGCCUCUGGGGACAGCUGCCGUGCCCUCAGCCCCAGCUGCUGUGACACCAGCCCGGGUCAUUGGGUCCUUUCCUUUAGCCACCACAUCUCAGUCCAUGUCACCAGCUGUGUCUCCCUCAGCUGCCACAUCCUGGCCACCCCCAUCUGUUGUGCCACAGUCUUCAGCUGCCAUUCCUCCAGCCCGAACUCCCGCUGCAUCUCCGUCAACUCCAACGAUCCCACCCACGUCCACAGCUGUCUCUCUGCCCCCGUCUCCAGCUCCAUCUCCCUCAGCUCCCAUGACCCUGCCCACGAUUCCGGCCGUGUCUCUGCCCCGAUCUCCUGCUGUGUCUCCCUCAGCUUCCAAGACCACGUCCACAUCUCCAGCUGUGUCUCCAACCCCACCUCCACUUCUGUCUCCCUCAACUACCCCGUCCCCCUCCUCAUCUGCUGUGUCUCCUUCGGCUACCAUGUCCUCAUCCCCAAUUCCUGCUCCGUCUCCCUCAACUCCCAAAUCCCUGCCCAUGUCUCUGGCUGUGUCUCUGCCAAUGUCUCUGGCUGUGUCUCUGCCCCCAUCUCCAGCUCUGUCUCCCUCAGCUCCCAUGUCCCCUCUCCCAUCCUCAUCUACCCCGUCCCCCUCCCCGUCUGCUGUGUCUCCUUCAGGUACCCCAUCCUCAUCCCCCUAUGCUCUGUCUCCUUUGGCUGCUGUGUCCUCAUUCACAUCUCCUGCUGUGACUCCCUCAGCUGCUCCACCUCCGCCCCCAUAUUCUGCCACCCCAACUCCGGCAGUCCUGUCAGCACGUGUCAUGUCCAUUGCCCCAGCUCAGCCACAGACCCCUACCUUGGUGGUGUUGACAACCAGACAGGCCGACAAGACCCUAGAGGCUGUGGAAGCCCCAAAAUGCUUGACCAAGCUGACUGCCAGCAUGAGCUCCCACACACCCUCCUCAGAGGCCCAAACAAGCACCCAUGCACAAGAAACUAACACUCCAGUGCCCUCACACCACACAGAGACAGAAAAGAUUGAGUCACUGCCUCCCCCGGAGCCCCACGAGGGGGGAAGGGUCCCUCACCCAACAACACUCUUCUCCUCUAAGGCCUCUUCCCCAAGCCCUGUCACCCCUCUGACAACGCUGAAGAUGCCCCUUCUCUCCCAGGCUCCCCAGAGCACCACUGCCACCAGCUCGUCGAUGAAGCUCCUCCCAGCUCUCUCCACAGCCCCAGAGGCUGAGGCCCCAGUCUCUGAAUUCCCCAAAUCACCUCUCCUUCUCCCUGAGCAGCUGCCCCUCACCAGAGCCCCUCUGAAAAAGAUGAUAACCUCAGUGGCCUCUCAGCCCCCUGAGGUGACCAGCUCAGCUCCAUCUAUUGCCUGGCCUCCUACCCAUAUGCCUUUAACCCACACUGGCCCCCUUCCUGGUCAAAGUACUCCCACCCAGCCUGAAAGAGUGUUGGCUCUCUCCUAUCCGGUCCCAACCUCACUGCAGCCGGUCAAGGCUAUCGGCCUCCUGAGUCCUCCGGCCCCGACGGUCCCAGCUGCUGUCCACCUCGUCAGUCAGGAAGUACCUCUGUCUUCCAGCUCAACCUCCACUCCGCACUUGGACGUCCCACCGCCAGUCCGGGCUCCCACCCCGGCGAGGUCUGCCGAACCUGAGCCGACCCAGGCAUCCAUGGCCGUGCCCAUCCCGAGUAAGAGCGUCACAGAGAGGAUGGCUGUACUGUCCAAGCAGGCACCUCCCUCAACAUCCAUGUCCAGCUCACCCCGGGAUGUGGGCAUGGGGCCACCCGCCAGGCCGCACCCUGUGGAGCCCACCUCAGCUGAGGCAGGACACCCGGAGUUCAUUUCAGACUUCAUCACGAUGCCCCCGCCUUCCUCGCAGCCCCUGCCUCUCACUCCUCAGACCAUGAGGGUCUCUGUUCCUGACAGGACCACCUCUCAGAUCCCAGAAUCAUACCCUGUGCCCUCUGAGUCCUGGAAGCCCCCCGAGAUGUCAUCGAUCCCCUCAGCUGCCUCUCUGACACAAGGACCAGUUCACCCCAGCAUCCCUGGUGCCACUGCAGGUCCCCCGACUUCCCGUUUCCCAGCAGGACUGGCUGGUGGGUCCACCCCCAAGUCGGCCAGAGGAGCAGAAGUGCCCCCAACAUGUGUGCCUGUCAUCGAGGCAGAAUGCGUCAGGCACCUCUGCCUGGAGGGCCAGCUGAUCCAGGUGAACCAAUCCCAGCACUGCCCCUUCAGCGCCAGGCCGCCCAGCUGCGGGCUCAGAGGGCCUGCCGUCCGUGUCCGUGGAGACAAGUGCUGCCCGCAGUGGGAAUGUGCAUGCCGCUGCUCCUUCUUUCCUGACCUGAAUGUGGUGACAUUUGAUGGGAACCAUGUGGCUGUAUUUAAAGAAGCCGCCUACGUGGUCAUACAGAGCCGGGACGAAGUGGUCACCGUCCACGUCGUGCACUGCGAGAGUGAAGCCCUGGGCCAUUUGAGUUCCCGCCCUCUGUGCCUGGCAAGGAUGAGUGUAACCCACCGGGACAACGAGGUCAUUGUGGACCGGCUCAACAGAAGAGUAACUGUGAACUCCAAGUUUGCCCUGUCCCCAGUCCAGAAACAUGGGUUCAAGAUCAAGGACACUGGAAACAUGUAUGUGAUCAGGACGCCCGUAAACAGUCACAUUCAGUGGUUUCAUAGCUCUGGGCUGAUGGUUCUAGAAUGGAAUGGAACCAGCGAAUCCUCCACCAGAGGACUCUGUGGCUUCUGUGAUGGAGAAGUGGGGAAUGACCUCAUGCUGCCCAAUGGCACUGUCCUCGAAUAUGCAGAUGACCCAGCCACUUUUCUGGACAGCUGGCUGGUGCCCACCUCAUUGAAGUCUGAGGGCAAGGCCCGCUACCGCAAAGCCAACUGUUCCACCACUGAUUGCUCAGCCUGUGUCCAGAUGGUGUCCAAUUGGACCUUCCGCCACUGCCAUGCUCACGUGUCCCCGAGAGAGUUCUGUGAGCUCUGGGUCCGGGACACAGAGCUCAUCCAGCACCCCUGCAUGGCGCUGACUGCCUACGUGGCCAUAUGCAACAGGUUUAAUGUCUGCGUGGAGUGGCGGAGCCCGCAUCACUGCCCUUUUCCCUGCCCCGGAAACUCUGCGUACCAGCCCUGCCUGGCAGCAUGUGCCAAGGCCCGGACAUGCCGGGAGAGCGACCUGGAAGACCAGGAGACCGACCUGUGCCAGGGGCUUAGUGAGGGCUGUGUCUGUUCAGAGGGGACAUUGUUGCACAGGCCCUACGCCCCUCUCUGUGUCCCCGAGGAAAAAUGUGCCUGCACGGACAGCUCAGGAGUCCCCCGGGCCCUGGGGGAAACCUGGAACACCUCUCUCAGCGGCUGCUGUGUGCACCGGUGCGUGGACAACGAGACCGUCAUCCCCGUGGAGCCCCCCUGCCCCGAGCCCCCCCAGGGGUGCCUCCGCUUUGGGGAAGUGGCUUUGAUGCUGCCUAAUGACCACUCCUGCUGCCCAAGGACCAUCUGUGUGUGCAAUCAAACACUGUGUGACAGUCUCAUCCCCGAAUGCAAGAGCUCAGAGAAACUAAUCCCAUCCUACCAGGAAGAUUCUUGCUGCCCCAACUACAAGUGUGCUUGUGACCCGGAGAAGUGUGAGCCAGUGGGCCAGGCUCCCCGCUGCCGCCAGGACCAGACUCUGAUAGCCGGCUGGCUGGAGCACACCUGCUGUAUCUCCUACAUUUGUGCCUGUGGCGUUUGCUCAGAUCAGAUCCCGAAGUGUCAGGAAGGAGAGGUACUCAUGGUGGCUGGGAACAUCACUGAGGAGCGCUGCUGCCCAGCUUACCACUGCGUGUGUGAGAGUUUCCGUUGCCCCCGGAUCAGCUGUAGCAUGGGGACGGCUCUGGUGGAGGUGUGGAGCCCUGCAAGAUGCUGCCCCUAUCAGACGUGCGAGUGCAAAUGCAACACGAUCCCAGUGCCUCAGUGCCCCCUGGGGGAGAAGCUCGAGGUGGACAAGAAGUUCCAGGAGAGUGUGGAGAAUGUCUGCAACUGCACCACCUAUAAGUGUGUGAGGGAGCGGGUGUGCGUCAGCCGCCAGCGCGGGGUCCUGCGGCCCGGACAGACGGUCGUGGAGCACGGCGCCGACGGCAGGUGCCUCACCUCCCGCUGCACCCACGUCCUGGACCCGGACACCAACUUCUAUCAGAUCAACACCACGUCCGUCAUUUGUCAACGCAACUGCACAGCCAACCAAGAGUAUGAGCCCCCAAGAGAUGUGUCCACCUGCUGCGGGACCUGCAGAAAUGUGUCCUGCCUUCAUACAUUCCCCAAUGGCACUGUGUCCAAGUUUAAGCCUGGAACCUCGUGGAUUUCUAACUGUGUCAGGUACGACUGCACCAGUACCGAGGUGGGGGCCAUCCUGGUUGACUCACCCAUCAGCUGCCCACCCUUCAAUGAAACAGACUGCCUGAAGAGUGGAGGGUACGUGGUGCCUUUCCUGGAAGGCUGUUGCCGGACAUGCAAGGAAGAUGGAAAGUCCUGUAGAAAAGUGACUGUGCGCAUGACGAUCAGGAAGAAUGACUGCAGAAGUAACAUGCCGGUGAACAUCGUGUCCUGUGAUGGGAAGUGUCCCUCCGCGAGCAUCUACAACUACAACAUCAACACUUAUGCUCGCUUCUGCAAGUGCUGCCGGGAACUGGGCCUGCAGAAGCGCUCCGUGCAGCUGUACUGCACCAGCAAUGCCACCUGGGUCACCUACACCAUCCAGGAGCCCACCGACUGCUCCUGCCAGUGGUCCUGAGGCUAUGGUGGGGAUGACCCCUGCCAGGAGGCUUGGCCACCAGCCCAUUCCCUCAGUCCCGGGGUUGCAACCCCACGGGUGGCCCAGACCAGCCCUUUCUCACCCAACCCUAAGAACAAGGCACAGUCCCGCAAGCUCCAUCACAUUCCCUCCAGCUGGCCCCAGCCAAAAUGACAUUCCCUCCUUCUUGCCCCAACCGAAAUGACCGAAGUGACCUCGGACGGCUCUGCCGCCAUCAGCACUCACAAGAGACUCCCGAGGUGGACGUUUGUGUCAGUGGUGUUCCGGGUUGGGGUGAUGGGCAUCAACUCUUCCUGGGAAAGACGUAGCCUCUCAUGGAAUCUAGUAACGGUUUUAAGGGAAGGGCCCCCUGCUCUGCCAGGGAGAGUUUGAGUACAGUGCAGUCCAGUGGCAGGCAGAUGGACUGGACCACCUCCUAAAGGCCUAAUGAGCCUGGCCAAUGCUGUAAAAAUGCCACUCCUGAAGAAUUCCUCACUCCUAUUCAAUCCUCUGUUCCUGAAGAAUUCCCCACUCCUAAGGCUGCCCAGAAGCAUGGGCUGGGCUGCAGGUGAUGGGGUUGGGAAGACAAAGGAUGAUGAGGCAAGGAUGAGCUUAGAGUGGUUAGUCCAAACUCGAGGAUUUGGCUCUUUCAGCAAGGAAGACCUGAGGGCAGAAGAGGAGGAAAUGGGCUCUGACUGUAGCUAGAGGGGCAGAGAUGUGGAGAAUUCCUUCCCUUCCUGGAUGGGGAGCUCAGCAAAGGCAGCUCCUGUAGACUGUAAGCUCACUGUGGGCAGGGAAUGUGUCUACUGACUCUGUUAUAUUGCAUUGUCCCAAGUG
Messenger RNA from Tachyglossus aculeatus (Australian echidna), 10866 nucleotides. It is a transcript of the gene OTOG, whose product is annotated as otogelin. Gene Ontology annotation, biological process: L-arabinose metabolic process. Lineage: Eukaryota; Metazoa; Chordata; Mammalia; Monotremata; Tachyglossidae. The transcript has 56 exons. The record is from RefSeq and is a predicted model, not a curated record. Gene Ontology annotation, molecular function: protein binding; alpha-L-arabinofuranosidase activity. Gene Ontology annotation, cellular component: extracellular matrix. The coding region runs from base 1 to 10029 and encodes 3342 amino acids.